CAUCCUGGCCCUAGUCGGGUGUGUGCAGAGGGAAGCUCUGCUCCCAUUUCUUAGGGGUGCGUCCUGUGCAUGGCUUGCUUGUCCCGGAACCCUGGAUCCUACUGGAAUGGAGGCCUAUUCUCAUAUGCUUCUCAGACCCAACUAUUGGACUUGUCUCUAAUCCCCACUCCAAGGUAGCCAAGGGGUCGGGGCAUCACCUGUUACGCAGGUCCCCAACCGGGGUUUAUCCUGGAAUUCUCUGGUGUACCCAUCGACAAGACCCAGCUCGGCCCCUGCAACUACCUUACUGGCUUGGAUGGCCCCAGGCUCCUCCCCUAGCUUCACCACGGCGCCUUCUCCACGAACAGCCAGAGGGACCACGUCAUUCCCCUGCUGGGAACACAAGCUGCCUCCCCCUGGUCCUCCAACACAUUCACCUUCAGCCCACACACUUGGGGACCUCAGGGACUUUGCCCAUGCAGUUCCCACACGCCUGGAGCCAGCCUUCCCGGAGGCGCUUCUCCUUUCCUGGGCAGGGCUCCUGCCCCAUGCCACCUUGCCGGGCCGACCCCACCGGCUGGGGAAACUGUUGAUACGCACGCGCCUCCCCCUUUUCAAAGAUGGGGACAUGAAUGUCUCAUCUGACCCGGGUGGGGGCUGCCUUGGGGCUCCCCCCCACCUCUUCGUGAGUCACCGACCUGUGUGGUCCCCUGCUCGAGCUCCCGGGAAAGCGGGAGGAGGGACAGAGGAGCUGGAGCUGAGCAGGCCCUGCCCCCCCAGGCCCCUCCUCCUAGCCUCAGAAUGCAGCCUACGGCCACCAUGGCCACGGCCGCCACCACCUCCGCCACGGUCGCCCUGACCACGACGUGGGACAACGCCACGGGCCGCCCCACCGGAGAGCCCGACCCCGUCCUGGACAACUACGUGCUGCUGGUGGUGGUGAUGGCGCUCUUCGUUGGGGGCACCCUCGUGGUGCUCUCGGGCGCGCUGCUGCUCUGCAGGCGCUGCUGGGAAGUCCACAGGCGCAUCCACAGAGCCACGGAGGAAGCAGAGAAGACCACGACCAGCUACCUGGACAACGGCGCCCGCCCUGCCCAAGACCCCGAGUUCAGGGGGGAGGAGCCCGAGGGCCAGGACGCCGAGACCGAGCGCUUCCUGUCCACCAGCUCCACCGGCCGCCGGGUGUCCUUCAACGAGGCGGCCCUGUUUGAGCAGAGCCGGAAGGCGCAGGACAAGGGCCGCCGGUACACCCUGACCGAGGGGGACUUCCACCACCUGAAGAACGCCCGCCUCACCCACCUGCACCUGCCGCCCCUCAAGAUCGUCACCAUCCACGAGUGUGACUCAGGCGAGGCCAGUGCAACCGCCACACCCCACCCCACGGCCGCCCCCAAGGCCAGCCUCGCCAUAUUCCAGCCCCCGGGGAAGGCCCUCACCGGCCGCUCUGUGGGCCCCAGCUCCGCCCUGCCAGGUGACCCCUACAACUCGGCUGUGGGCCCUGCCGACUUCGAGAUCAGCCCCUCAGCUUCCAGUGACUCUGGGGAAGGCACCUCGUUGGACGCGGGGGCCAGGAGUGCCAAGCCUGGUGGGCCGGGGGCCGCAGCAGGGCCUGGGGAGGCGAGCCCAGCCUCUGGGGCAGGCCCCGUACUGCAGUUUUUCACCCGCCUGAGGCGCCACGCCAGCCUGGAUGGGGCCAGCCCCUACUUCAAGGUCAAGAAAUGGAAGCUGGAGCCCAGCCAGCGGGCGUCCAGUCUGGACACGAGAGGCUCCCCCAAGCGACACCACUUCCAGCGGCAGCGGGCAGCCAGCGAGAGCAUGGAGCAGGAGGAGGGGGACGCCCCCCACGUGGACUUCAUCCAGUACAUCGCCAGCGCUGGCGACACUGUGGCCUUCCCAAGCCCCCGCCCCUUUCUGGCCAGCCCCACCAGCCCCGCCAGCCCGCCCCCCACUCUCGGCAGGUAUUUUUCAGUAGAUAGAGGUGCUAGGGGUGGGCCCCUGCCCCACCCCGUCCCCCAUAGGUGGCCCAGGGAGCGCUCUCCCCGCCCUUCAGACAGGCGGUCGUGUCCCUCUGGCUCCACCGUCCUUCCCGGAGGCUGCCUCGCUGGGGCCACCUCUCCAGUACGGACCGGAGGAGGGAAGCAGGGGGAGACUGGGUAA
Messenger RNA from Physeter macrocephalus (sperm whale), 2136 nucleotides. RefSeq names its product CACN subunit beta associated regulatory protein (gene CBARP). Gene Ontology annotation, cellular component: secretory granule; plasma membrane. The record is from RefSeq and is a predicted model, not a curated record. Gene Ontology annotation, molecular function: transmembrane transporter binding. The transcript has 9 exons. Bases 781 to 2136 code for a protein of 451 amino acids. Gene Ontology annotation, biological process: negative regulation of calcium ion-dependent exocytosis; negative regulation of voltage-gated calcium channel activity. Lineage: Eukaryota; Metazoa; Chordata; Mammalia; Artiodactyla; Physeteridae.